CUCGCCCCUUCCCGCCCUGAGGGUUGGCUGAUGCAACGUGGCCACGCUUGCAAAUAGCCCGAGAGCCUGGAUUUGGGAUCCUCGUGCCACGGUGAAGCCGAUACCUCGGGAUUCACAGAACGGAGACCGCUGCACCACAGAGGUUUAGUUUGUAAACUAAAAAAAUCCAGAAGCUGCAGAAACGGAGGAAGGUGGGCACAUUGCCCUGAAACACAUUUGGCCACUGCAUUCUUGUGUGAUCACACGAAAAGCCUACUUCAUAGAUUUGCUUCUUGAAGAACAUCCUCCAGCAUGUGUAUAUAAAUAAAUCAUAUUACACGCGCAUUUCAUUAAGCCAAAUUUUUCUCAUUUAAAAUUCUGCUAUUCAUGCACACAGUGACCCAAAACAAAUUUGAUAGGUUAUGACUGAAGACAGAUAAGUUCAUUGAAAUACAUGCUAAACAUAUAAUCAAAAACUUCUUGUAUUGUGCUAAUACUAUACAAGCACACAUAACACAUAUACACAUUUUAUCUUUUUAGAUAUACUUAGGACAUGCUAGUGCCUCUGUAGUUGCAUGACAGUGGGAGGGCAAAAAGCUGCUUUCGGGUACUAAAUACCUGAUGUAUGAGCAUAUAUUUCCUAGCAAAUAAGGGAUCUAUUGUCAAUGUGCAAAGAUUCCAUACACUUAGAAGAGUGUAGUUAAGCUUUUUUUAGUGCUACACUUGAAGAAGAAGACCAGAGAAGAGGGAAAUCUGUGUACACUUCUAAUCAAGCAGAGACUAGUAUUUAGGUGUGUCAAAGGAACAUAAGUUCUGCAUCACAGUGUGUAUCCACAUAUACAUUGGUGUGUUUGGAUUGCAUACUCUCUCCCUUGAUGGAGAAAUCUAAAGCAGACCUAGAAGUAGCUGGAGAUCUUGAAGGUGAAUCCCAUCAAGAUCUUUUGUCUGAGGAACCAGAUGCCCGCCCUAUCUGGGGAUCAAAAGCUCAGUAUAUCCUCGCCCAGGUUGGCUUUUCUGUUGGACUUGGCAACGUCUGGCGUUUCCCCUACCUAUGUCAUCAAAAUGGUGGAGGUUCCUUUCUGCUUUUAUACCUGCUGCUUCUCUUCAUCAUUGGAAUCCCUCUCUUCUUCCUGGAGUUGGCCGCUGGGCAGAUUAUCCGACAGGGCAGCAUUGGUGUCUGGAAGCACAUCAGCCCUCGCCUAGUAGGCAUCGGCUUUGCAAGCUGUGUGGUGUGUUUUUUUGUUGCCCUAUAUUAUAAUGUCAUCAUGGCAUGGAGUCUUUUCUACUUGGGUAAUUCUUUCCAGUUUCCCCUUCCAUGGAGUGAUUGCCCAGGAGCAGAGAAUGAAACAGUUGCAGUCACAGACUCUGAAUGCACGGACAGUUCUCCCAGUAUCUAUUUCUGGAACCGAAAGGCCUUGCACAUUACCAACUCCAUAGAGGAGAGUGGGGGUCUUGACCCAGCCCUUACUGGCUGCCUCUUUGCUGCUUGGUUGCUGGUUUGUCUCGCCAUGAUCAAAGGCAUUAAAUCAUCAGGCAAGGUUCUAUAUUUCAGCUCUCUGUUCCCUUACUUGGUUCUCUUCUGCUUUCUUGUGCGUGCUUUGCUGUUAGAAGGAGCAGUUGACGGAAUCAAAAUCAUGUUCACCCCUAAGCUGUCCAUUUGGGGAGAUAUGCAGGUCUGGCGUCAGGCAGCCACCCAGGUGUUCUUUGCUCUGGGCCUGGGCUUCGGCACCAUCAUUGCUUACUCCAGCUAUAAUCCUCAGCAUAACAAUUGCCACAUCGAUGGGUUGCUUGUGUCCGCCAUCAAUUUCCUUACCUCGGUGUUGGCCACACUGGUGGUCUUUGCCGUGCUGGGUUUCCGAGCCAAUGUGUUGGCCCACAAGUGUGUUGUAAGAAAUGCAGAUCUUUUGACAGAGCUGGUAAAUAAUGGCUCCCUCUCAGCUGUGCUUCCUGCAAACUUCUCUGAAUUUUCACCUGCUCAAUACAGCAGUUGGUAUCAGGAUCAAUGGAAUGAUACAAACAAGCAAUUGCAGGAGUGGAAACUUGGUGACUGUCGUGUAGAAGAUGAAAUGAAUAAGGGUGUGGAAGGGACAGGCCUGGCCUUCAUCACCUUCACAGAAGCUAUGACCCUGUUUCCAACAGCUCCCUUCUGGUCUAUGCUUUUCUUCUUUAUGUUGCUCAAUUUAGGGCUGAGCACCAUGUUAGGGAACAUGCAAGGAAUCAUCACUCCUUUAUUGGACAACUUCCAAAGCCUCCAGCGUCGACGGACACUCUUCACAGUCCUGUGCUGUAUUAUUGGAUUCUUGCUGGGCUUGAUUUUUGUUCAGGGCUCAGGCAACUAUUUUGUGACUAUGUUUGAUGAUUAUUCAGCCACGCUGCCCCUCCUUAUUGUUGUAGCUGGCGAAGCUUUUGCCAUAGCCUGGGUCUAUGGAGCUGACAGGUUCUUAGAUGACAUAGAAAACAUGCUGGGCUGGCGGCCGUGGAAAAUCUACAGCUACAUGUGGCGCUUUGUGAGUCUGGCAGCAAUGUUGUGCCUGUUGCUAGCGAGUUUGGUAUACCUGGUCAUGAAGCGCCCCACCUACACCGCCUGGAACAGAGAAACGGCAGAGGAGGAGCAGCUGGAAUACCCACCGUGGGCUUUGGGCCUUCUCAUUAGCCUGAUUGUUGUGGCUGCUCUGCCCAUUCCAGUCAUGUUUCUUAGGCAGCUCUUGCUGGAACGGUUUUCCCAACAGAGCCACAACUCUGGCCAGGUACGUGUACCCACCGAAGAAGAAGAAGAAGAUGGAGUGCAAGAAAAAGAAAGCCCGGCUGAUCUUGAGCUCGAUUACCCAGGCAAGGGUUACUUGCUUGUGCCCGCAGAAGAGGGGCAGGAAUAGAAUGGGUGAUGUACAGGUAGUCCUCGACUUACAACCACAGUGGAGCCCAGAAUUUUGGUCAUAAGUCAUUGUGGUCAUAAAAUGAGGCAUCACAUGACCGAACUUGACUUUAUGACCAUUUCACAAUGGUCAUAAAGUGAAUCACAGUUAUUAAGUGAAUCAGGGUCAUAAAGAAAAUCCAGCAUAUAUCCAAUGGGCGUUUUUUGCCAUUUUUUGCUAGAAAGUGGCAAAAAAUGUGGCAGAUUGUGGUCACAUGACCAAAACCCGCUGCAACCGGUUAUACAAGUGUGUCAGUUCGCCAGGCACCCAAAAUGCAAUCACAUGACUCUAGCAGAGUGCAGCAGUCAUAACUUGGAGUACGGAUCACAAAUAGGUUUUCUGAAGUCUUAUAACUUUGAGCAGUCGUUAAGCAGCUAUUUUGAAGUGCAUUGUAACUUUGAAUGGUUAUUAAGGGACAGUUGUUAAGUGAGAACUACCUGUAUAGAAUUGCAAUUCUCCACCUGUUGCAUUUCCAGCCUUUGACAGCCUUAAUAAGAAAGAAUAUUUCUUUUGGUCUCACAGUCCCUGUCUGUAGAACAAGAGAAAAGUUACUUGGAUCUAAAAGGAGAGACUCAUUAUAGUGACUUCAGAGUCUGACGCCAAAUCCAUCAUAGCUCUUCCACUGGAAGCUAUAAGCUUCUUAAUUUUCAGCACUCUCAGAGUCAUACUUGUCUAUACCUAUUCCACUCAUAAUGGUGGAAUGGAACCUGAGUGGCUAUUGGUAGGGAGGGAAUUCCAAGCAAAGCAUUUAAAAACAAAAUCAAAUAUUUAAUGCUAAGCGCUUAUUCGUUAAAGCCUGAUUACCCAUUCCUAAAAGUUGAAUGUAUAUAAUCUAUAUGAUCACAGUGUACAGUAUAUUUUUUAAGGUUAAGAUGGAAGUGAAAGGGGGAAAAUAAUUUGAAAUGGAUUAGACUGCUUUAUUGUUCUCAUUUAAGCAGCAUAUUUCACUAAUGCUUCUUUUUAAACUAAGUAGCAAAGCGUGAGGAAGGGGUUUCCAGAAUUCUUUUUUUAGCCCUUAAUUAUAGUCCUACUGUGGGUCAUGUGACUAAGAGGAAACAGGGCUUAGAUCAGUGGGCAACAUUCCAAGGUUCUGUCCAACUAUAUCUCCCAAAGAGAUACACACAGGGGAUUUUUCUGACAGUUUUUUUGUUUUAAUCCUGGCGUGAUCUGGAUGACUUUAAAUUUGAUUUUUGUUUUAUGGGCGACUUCUCCCACACCAAAUUUAGUCCUAUUCUGAUGAACAGGCAGAUAAAGUCAUGAGUCCCUUUACAUAAUUUCUUUGCAGCAUUCCAUUGGGUUGGAAAGAAUCAAAAAGUCAACGGUAACACAAUUGGUGUGUUUAAAAAAUUAAUAGGGCACUAAACAGUUGUAACUUUAAACAUUUUUUUAAAAAUACAAAAGAAGACAAUUGUUAAGGGUAUCUAUAGAAGCGAAGACUGCACUAUUAUUCCAUUCUUUUAAAAAAAGCUGGCCUUUGUAUGAACAGAGAAAGGACAGAAAAAACAUUUGGAAAACAUAAACCAGCUUCCAGAUGGAUAGUUUGUCAUAUGAGCCCCCUUUUGUGAAUGAACAACACACAACAAUUCCAUAUCAUCUUGGAAAACACAUGACUUGUGCUGGAGGACAGUAAAAAUGAAAAUGGAACAAUAAAGGGCCUGUGAAUAAAAUAUAUUUAAGUAGACUCUCUUCACUUCGUUGAACCACCUUACAGUUUGAACAACUGUCAAAGAGUUUUCCGUUCCCCAUGAAGGCAUCUUUAAAAAUUAUUGGUUGGACAAAUUCUGACUGGAGAAUUACAGUUACUGGAUUUCAAGGCACUUUAUGCUCUCCAGUGAUCAGUGGUAAAAGGAAAUGAGGCCAUCAAAAGAUAUGACGACUAGACACCAUUGAAGUUCACACCAGCAAUAGCAUAGAACAACUGAAAAAAACCAUGCAAGACAGGAAAAGGCGGAGACAGCUUGGAAUUCCUGAGAAUUGGAGAUGAUUGAACAGAUAGCAGUGUCGUUCUGCAAAGAGAAUGAAUGAGAUCCAGGAAGAAAAGGCCUGAUGUCCAGGUGCAUUUGAUGCUAAAGCAUCUUAUGUCUCACACACUCCUCCCUAUUCCCCAAAAUUCAUUUUAGAUUGUAAGCUCCCCAAGAGCAAGGUCCCACCUGAUAUCUGAUGACACUUGUCAUGUUCUAAAGCAGUGUUCUCAACCUUGGUAUAUGUGGACUUCAACUCCCAGAAUUCUCCACUCAGCCAUGCUGAUUGGGGACUUCUGGGGCUAAAAGUCCACACCUCUUAAAGUUGCUGAGGUUGAGAAACGCUGUUUUAAACUAAUUUAGACUAAUUGUUAUUCUGGUGACUUGGAACAAGCUCUGGAUUGGGACCUCUUAGGAGGGUUGUCACAAAUAUUUUUUUAAAAAUUGAAAGAGCAAAGUUGUCAAAACACAUUGCCAGUUAUGCUCCUUGUUUAACCUGCACAAGGCUGCUGUAAGCAGUUAUGGUGGUGCAAUUUGAGAACUCUCAGUUAUUACUAGUGGUAUAUAUAUUCCUUGCAUAACCAAAUCAUAGCCUUACUUCUAUAUGAUUCUACUUCAGUGGGAAAUAAAGGGGAGGAUGGACUUUUCCAGUAGUCUGUCAGAGAUUAUAGCUCAAAGAGCUUAAAGCUUUGGAAAAGUAGUCAAUAAAUAGACUGCUUGUUUUAUAAUAUUCUCUAUGGGGAAUUACUGGACUUUUCAAUAGUUCAAUAAAUGAACUGUAUGUUGGGGUUUAAAUUUUGUUUUGAGGACUUCCCUAAUGCAGGGAAGAACAAAGCAAGUAAUUAAAACACCACUGUUCUGAUGACAGGUGUCAAUUUAUUAUGAGGGAACAGAACCUGACUUCAACGAAUGAGCCUUAAAGAAGAAAACAUAUUUAACUGUUUCCCCCUUUUUCUCCAAUAAAAGCUGUUUAGCACAAACAA
Molecule: messenger RNA, 5835 nt
Organism: Ahaetulla prasina
Lineage: Eukaryota; Metazoa; Chordata; Lepidosauria; Squamata; Colubridae
Gene: SLC6A16
Product: solute carrier family 6 member 16
Exons: 13
Coding region: 855-2852 (665 amino acids)
Biological process (GO): sodium ion transmembrane transport
Cellular component (GO): membrane
Source: RefSeq, a predicted model, not a curated record